UUGGGAUAUGGCUGCGUCCGUCGGCGCCAGGGCGAUGGCGGCAGCAAUUCAUCCUAGCGUUGCCCUAGGGAGUUGUCGCGACCGACCACGCCCACAGCGAGCGGCGGCGGGGGCGGGGGCGGCGGCAUGCAUGACCGUCACGCACUCGAGGAAAUCCUCCUCGCUUCUCGAGAAAGGCGCUGGCGAUGGCCGCGAUGAGUGGCGCGCCGUCCCGGAUUUGUGGCGAUCGUGCUCGGAGAGAUAUGGCAAGAGGGUCGCGCUUGUCGACCCUCGUCGCGAUCCUCCCAUCCGGAUGACUUAUCUCCAGGUCGAGGAGGCCAUCCUCAACUUUGCGGAAGCCAUGAGAAGCUUGGGUGUUUCGCCCGAUGAACACGUUGCUCUCUUUGCUGACAACUCGUGCCGAUGGCUCAUCGCCGAUCAAGGAAUUAUGGCCAUGGGAGCAGCAAAUGCCGUUCGAGGCUCAAGAUCAUCCGACGAGGAGCUCGUUUAUAUUCUCAAGCACUCCGAUAGCGUAGCUCUUGUCAUCGACACUCCCGAGCUGCUCAAGAGGCUCGAGGCACGGUUUAACGAUUCUUUGUCGCUUAAGUUCGUUGUCCUUCUCUGGGGACAAAAGCCAGAGAGCUUCGCAUUUCCCGUCUUUACAUACGAGGAAUGCAUUUCCCUUGGCCAGAAAAGCCGAGAAAAACCUGGCACGACAAGUGCUCUUCCCAUCCAACCUCAGGAUGUUGCCACCAUUGUCUACACAAGUGGAACAACUGGAAACCCGAAAGGCGUGAUGCUUACACAUGCAAAUAUUAUUCACCAGAUGAAGUAUUUAGAUCAAUGUAUCCAACCCGUACCAGGAGAUAGAUUUCUGAGCUUGCUUCCACCAUGGCAUAUGUACGAAAGAGUAGCCGAGUACUUCACUUUCACGCGUGGAAUCGAGCAAGUUUACACCAGUGUCAAGUUUUUAAAGGACGAUUUACAAGCUUAUCCCACUCAGUAUUUUGUCUCUGUACCUCUUGUUUAUGACACUCUAUACAGCGGUGUCCAAAAGCAGCUAUCGAAAGCGUCUGGCUUAAGGAGAGCGCUCGUGAUGGGAUUUAUGGCAAUCAGCUCAUUUUUCAAGGAUCUUAAACGGAUUUCCGAGGGAAGAUCUCUCACUAGAGCCAGGGAGCAUCCAAACAGGCUUGAAUGCUUUCUUGCAGGGGUAAUGGCUAUGAUAUUGUCUCCUCUACAUUUUCUCGGGGAUAAAAUUGUAUUCAGCAAGAUCCGAGCCGCGAUAGGAAUUCGAAAGGCAGGAAUAAGUGGAGGUGGCAGUCUUCCUAAGCACGUCGAUAAAUUCUUCGAGGUCGUCGGCAUCACACUCUUGAAUGGUUAUGGAUUGACAGAGUCCUCUCCCGUAGUGUCAACUCGAGCUUUCUCCGACAAUGUUCUCGGAACAGUUGGAAUGCCUCUUCGAGAAACUGAAGUAAAAAUUGUGGAUCCCGAAAGCAGGAAAACCUUGGCUAAUGGAAACAAAGGAAUAGUGACGGUUCGUGGUCCACAAGUUAUGAAAGGAUACUACAAGAAUCCCGAUGCAACACAAAAAGCCAUAGACGGUGAUGGCUGGCUUGACACGGGUGAUCUUGGCUGGGUCGCCCCAGUGUGGAAAACUGGCGCUGCUAGAAAAUGUGGAGGAAUGUUAGUCUUGGAGGGGCGUGCAAAAGAAACUAUUGUUCUCUCAACAGGUGAGAACGUGGAGCCAACAGAGAUUGAAGAGGCAGCACUGCAAAGCAGCCUUAUUGAUCAAAUCAUGGUUGUCGGUCAGGACCAAAGGCGCCUUGGAGCACUGAUAGUUGCAAGCAAGGAUACAGCAGCCACAUCUGCAAAUGAUUUGAAGAGUUUGGUUCGAGAAGAACUUCAAAGAUGUACGUCAAGUUGUUCUUUCCAGAUUGGGCCCUUUGUCAUCGUGAAUGAACCAUUCACAAUGGAGAAUGGGCUAUUGACACCGACAAUGAAGCUUCGCAGGGACGCCAUUUUAACGCGCUACCGGAACCAAAUCGACUACCUAUUCAACAAGACAUUAUAAAUAUGUGUACAACAAUGAUUCAUCAUGCUUAAACCGUAAUAACAACUUACUAUGUGAAACAGCCAUUUUCACUUCAAUGGA
Selaginella moellendorffii is the source of this 2131-nucleotide messenger RNA. RefSeq names its product long-chain-fatty-acid--[acyl-carrier-protein] ligase AEE15, chloroplastic. The record is from RefSeq and is a predicted model, not a curated record. Lineage: Eukaryota; Viridiplantae; Streptophyta; Lycopodiopsida; Selaginellales; Selaginellaceae. Gene Ontology annotation, biological process: fatty acid elongation. Gene Ontology annotation, cellular component: chloroplast. The transcript has 18 exons. Gene Ontology annotation, molecular function: long-chain fatty acid [acyl-carrier-protein] ligase activity. Bases 8 to 2050 code for a protein of 680 amino acids.